This is a messenger RNA of Aspergillus nomiae NRRL 13137, 4596 nucleotides long. RefSeq lists its product as uncharacterized. The record is from RefSeq and is a predicted model, not a curated record. Gene Ontology annotation, molecular function: protein binding. NCBI's taxonomy places the organism in Eukaryota, Fungi, Ascomycota, Eurotiomycetes, Eurotiales, Aspergillaceae. The coding region runs from base 1 to 4596 and encodes 1531 amino acids. The transcript is spliced from 8 exons.
AUGCUCAAGAGUCUACGGGAAAAGUUGUGCUGUGGCAAGCCAGAUACAGCUGACGACCAUGAGCAAAUCUCCCACCCUGUGGAGGUUCCCCACAAGGCAUACAGUCAGAUAGAGACCACGCCAACGCCGUCAAAUGUCAAACCCAAGAUUGCCACCGUUGAGAAUCCUGUCAAACGAGAUCUCUGGAAAGAAGCAUUCACAGGCUUGCCCGACGACCGCAAGCGGUACUUGAUGGUGAAGGAGGGAUGUUCUACAGUAGAUGUGAUCAACGAUGUUAUCAAAACCACAGAGCAGAAAUACAAAGAGUGGAAGGAAGGGGGUCUCAAGAUUCGCAGGCGGAAUGGGAACGAUUUCGACGUUCGUGAUUCAGCGGAGAAGAUUCUCCAUUGUGCGUUCCAGGCCAGAGACCUUAUUUCAAAGGCAGUUUCCCUUGAUCCUACCGGACAUGCAUCUGCUGCAUGGUCAAUUGUUUCAGUAGGAUUGACGAUGAUCCAUAAUGACAUUCAACGUCGAGACGCUGUUUUCGCAGCAUCGGAGUACCUCGCUGACACGCUAGCCUAUUAUACCUCGAUUGAUACGCAUCAUCGAGACCAGAACAUCGAUAGCGACCAAAACCUUGAUAAUGCUCUUCUUGGGGUCUAUUCGGCAAUUCUCGACUAUUCAGCUGAGGUGAAUAAGGUGCAGGAGCAGAACGCCGUCGUUCGCGUAGGCAUGAGCAUCAAUGCAAUUGCCGACCAGCCACUUGAACAGCUCAAAGCACAUGUCAAGGAGAAGGGUCAGAGUGUGGACAACUGGGCAUACCUGAGCGAUAGUCGCCAUAAUCGAAAGAAAGCGGAGGAUACUCUCGCCAAUAUCGAUCAAUGCAUUGCUAUCAACAAGCACAUCGAAUCUAAAGUGUUGACUGCGGAGGAGGAACGAAUCCUGGAAUGGAUCUCGACGGCAGACUAUUCCAGAAUCCAAAAAGAAACGAAGGAAUUCAGAAGCCCCAAGACCCAUAACUGGUUUCUUACUUCAAACCAAUAUCAGUACUGGAAAGAUUCACCAGGACACAUCCUAUGGCUUUGUGGAGUAGUGGGAUGUGGAAAGUCCGUCCUCUGUUCUACCGUCAUACAAGACAUUAAAAGCCUCUGCGAGGAAAGCUCAAGCAAGUCCUUUGCAUACUGGUAUUUUCAGUUUAACAAUGAAAAGACACGGAGCGUAGAAAACAUGGUCAGGUCUUUAAUCCGACAGUUCAGCCGGAAGCCACUGGCGCAGUCAGUAACUAGGAUGUGGGAAAGGCAUAGCAACAGGGGAAGCCAGCCCGAUCGCGGGGAAUUACGGGAUACCCUUGAUGAUGUGCUUUCAAAGACUCCUGGUGAAAUGUUUCUCGUGCUGGAUGCAUUGGAUGAGUGUCCCGAGCGGUCGGGCCGCAGUGAGAGAAAGGUACUACUAUCACUCCUGGCAGGUCUUAACGAGAGUCAUAAAAAUAAGCUUCACAUUCUUGCGACGAGCCGGCCAGAGCAAGAUAUUCGUGCAACACUGGAGAGAUUUCCCACCGUUGAUUUGGAAGCCCAGCUCUCAGACGAUGUCGAAACAUUUGUCCGCACUGAGGUUAGCAAUGGUCGUCUACGAGAUUUCGAGGAAAGUAAAAGAGCUCGAGCCCUUGAUCAGUUGUUGCGCACCCGAGACCGGCGUUUCCGCUGGGCUGAUUUACAACUCACUCGACUGGCAGGCUGCCAUACAGACCUGCAGAUAGAGCAUGCGCUACGAACCAUUCCUGAAACACUCGAAGAGACGUACCGGGAGGUACUUGACAAGGUCGAGGAAAAGGAUAUAAACAUAGCACGCGAAAUCCUUCUUUUGCUGUGCCUAGCUCCGGUGCCGCUGAAUAUACGGACAAUCGCAGACGCGGUAUCGUUGCGAUCCCCUGAUCUCAUCGUUAAAAUCUGUACAACUGCCCUUGUCAUUGUAAGCACGGACGGUGCGAUUAGACUGGCACAUUUCUCUGUCAAAGAAUAUCUGGUGGUCUCAGAGAGUUCUGACCAAUACCGGUUCUCGGAAACCAAAGGCCACCACGAGUUGGCCAUAAAGACGAUCAACCUUCUCCUCUCGCAGAAUGAGACGCUGGCAGCUGAGGUCGCUAUGGCGCAGCCCUUCCUCGUCUAUGCAGCAAAACACUGGGGCACUCAUGUUGCCGCUGCAGGGGACGUGCUAGACAUACAAAGGAUGGUCGACCGUCUCUUUACUGAGCCUAAUAUCUACUUCAAUUGGCUGCGUAUAGCUAAAGAUUCGGGAUAUAAUUACAGGGAUAAACUUUGGUACAUGGUGCCUGAAGAGUGCGAGCUACCAAUGCAUCGCGCCUCCAGCAUGGGUUUAGCGUACACUGUGGAAACAUUGCUCGACCAAGGCUCGGAUCCUUUGGAGCCCUCUGAAGGACGUGAAUGGGAUAAUGCAUUGACUGUCGCCGCGAGAAAUGGCCAUUUGGAUAUUGUGGAAUUCCUGUUGGGCAAAGACAUUACAGUCAACAAGCGAUCAGUCAUGGCCAUGAUGUCCGAUAUUGAUCAUAAAAAUCAUGGAAAAGCAAAAUUGGAAGCGAUCGUGAACAGAAUCUGGGACUCAAGCUCGCUCUUUGAUGAAUCCAAGACACCCGACAAGAUUAUUGACGAGAGAAUAAUCAUCAAGGUGAUGGGGAAUUAUCGUUGUGCACUUGAAUUGAUGAGGCUCCUUCUUAAUCGGCGACAUGAGGCCUGUAUUCCUAUGACUGAUGAGGUGCUAUGCGAUGCGAUAGUCCUCCAAGGCAAAAAGAUGAUUGAAUUGCUUUUUGAGAAAUGCAAUGAGGAUAUACACAUCGGCCCUUCCCUCUUUGCUACGUUGAAUGAAAUGUACUCCUAUGACUUUGACAACCGUGGCGGAGUCGAUGUUGUUUUAGUGAACAGGGCGACUGAGCUCGCCGUGGAGGACUGUAGCGUUGCAUGUUGGGCUCAUCAUGCAAGCUCGAAAGCUAUGAGUUUGAUGUUACAGACCCAUCGAGAAAUUCGAGUGAUUGGAGAGACGCUAAUGGCAGCGGCCUCCAACCCGUUCGGGACAGACAUGAUUCGCUUGCUUCUCGAUAAGCGAGAGCCAGAGACGCGGAUUAGCGAGAGAAUACUUCUCGCCGCAGCGAAGAACCAUAAAUUCCCCGAGAUCCUGAGGUUCCUGCUCGAUAAACUUGGUCCAGCUGCUCCAAUGACCCAACGGAUGAUUCUUACUGCAGCCGAAGAGAUUGUGGGUAAAUACGUCGUUAACCGCCUCGGUCAGCGAGACCAAACUUUGAAAGUCCUGAUUGAGGAAAUUAGCCCAGAUACUGUGUUGACCGACAAAGUAAGCGAAGGUGUCGUCAUGAAUGGGUUGGCGAUGGUAAGGCUGGUUAUAGAUAAACAGCAGGCGGGUUUCAUCGUGUCUGAGAAAAUGAUGGAGAUAGCCGCUGCUUCAUGGAAAGACGAUUCGGUAGAAUUGCUGCAACUGCUCAUGACCAACGGCGGCGCAGAGGUUCCAAUAACCGAGGGUAUUCUAUGCGCGGCAGCCAGCAAUAUAUUCUGUGGUGCGUCCGUCAUGGAGUAUUUAUUGCAGGUCCAGGAAGAUUCCUUUCCCAUUACGGAGAAUGUCCUCAUCGCAGCAGCGAAAAGUCCAGAUGCACUUGAAAUAAUCCUGAACAAAUUUCCAGAGGCAAGGAUCACAGAUAGCGUGUUUGUAGCGGCAUGCGAAGAAAGGGACGCAAUGCUGAUGCUUCUUUCGAAACCUCACAAUGGUUUGCCAAUCGAAGCUAUCAUGACUAAGAUUGGAGAAUCCUAUGUUGGAACGCCUGAAGUGUUGGAGUUACUUGUUGAUCGACAUCUGAUGGAUGUUGAUGCAUGGGCGGUGGAAACGGUUGCCUCCAGCUCUCAGCAUCUAGAGUUUCUGCUGAGUAAAAAGCCGGAUGUCCUUAUCACGCAGCAAGCUCUUGUACGGGCAACAGAAGACUGUGGUUCACUGCACCUACUACUAAAAGCAGAAAAGAACCAUGACCUUGUUGCAGAAGAGGUAAUGAUGGCCGCAGCGAAGCACGGCGCAGAGAUAAUAAGAUCCAUCUUGCAUCGUGUGGAAUCUGCGCCACUCACAGCAAAUGUACUUAAAGAGGCUAUGUGUCAUGGGCGCAAAGACACAGUAAGACUUAUUCUCGCUCAAAGUCGAGAUCUGAACCUAAAAGCAAAUUUGGGGGAGAUUUGGCACGAUGUUGAUUUGCCAGGUUGGAAGAAAGGAUCUGCGGUCAUAGUUGUUGGAGAACUUACGGACUUCAAAUUGACGGAGUCUCUUUUGCAGGACUAUUCAUACGACAAGGAACAGAAAGAUGACGACGGCUUUGACAGCUUUGACCAUCUGAUUUCCACGCUUUGCUUUUAUCAUGCACCGAUUCCCGCGACCGAAGGAGUGGGAGUGAUUGUCCUAGAGAGAUGUCACCAUGAAGUUGCUGAGACAUUUCUGCGGCGCUUCCCAGAGAUCCCGAUCACGGACACGAUGCUUCAAGCCGUGGAGCGCAACCCAAGGGUGGAUAAAGAGGCGUUGCGAUCACUGCUCGCUGGCAAGAGGGGCUCGGCGUGA